AUUUAAAGUAAACUUUACUAUAUGAUUGACUGCUUCUGACAGUGAAUCAAUGCAAGUAAGAUCACAAGUACAAUAAAUCUGAUGAAGGAUUUAAUUCUUCUCCUAUAAAUGAGGGGGAGAACUUCACAUAAACAAUCAAGGCUUUUAGUUUCAAAAGCAUAUCAGAAUAACCUCUUUUGGUUAAAAUUUAACUAUUUGCAACUCCAAGGAGCUCUCAGUGUUUUUGCUCCCUUGGUGACUCAAAGCCACAACGUCAAGAUUGGAGGUGAAGGGUGUUUACUAUCCGAGCAACCCCUCGUCUUUGCUAAUUUCAUGUUUGACAAACAAAAAUAUAUAUUCCCAUGAACUUUGUCGACGUGUGAUAAACUUAUUCUGUGAGCCCAUUUUGAAAAUUCUGAUUGGUUAAAAGUUUGGAACUUUUGCUUUCUUGAGGAUUUUUGAUCCUUUUGCAUUUGAUUGUAUUCAGUGGAUUAAUAUGCUAUCCUUCUUUGCUAAUUUCAUGUUUCAAAGCAAAAAUAUAAUAUAUUCUCAUGAAUUUUUUUUGCAUUAAGUUUUCUUUGAACCUGUUUUGAAUUUUCUGGUUAUUGGUUAAAAUUUUGAAACUUUUUGAUUUGUUGGGUAUUUUAAUUUUGUACUGCAGAUUACAUAGUUCUUGGAAACAGCCUCUAGCAGAAAUGCAAGGUAAGGCUGUGUAUAAUAUACCCUUGUGGUGGGGCCCUUCUCCGGACACUGCGCAUAGCGGUAGGUUUAGUGCACUGGGCUGCCCUUUUUACUGCAAAUUACAUAUAUGACGUUUAUUUGCUCUAUUCGUGACUCGAACCAAACGUUUAGGGUUGGAGGUGGAGAGUGAUUGCCACCGGAGCAACCCCUCUUGUCGCGGGGAUAUUCUGCUUGAGAUAGACUUCGUUCCUUUUUUUUUGGCUGACAUACAUUUAGAUACUGCUUUAUCUUCUUCCCACAGCCUAAGAUUAAAAUUUAUGGCCUGGCUGGUUUUUGAUUCCUAUCCUGUUUUUAGAAUUUGGUUUCUUUCCAAGAACAUGGAUCUUUUUAUGUAUUUAAAGGGACAAAAUGCUUCUAAUAUUGUACUCCCUUUUAGUGUUCAGGAUUGAUAAGUAACUCCCUUUUAAAUUCAUUUUAAUUCUUGAUCAGGUUAUAGUUUUUGAGAUUGUCACCAGUUGAGCCAGUUCAUGUGCACUACUUCGUGAUGGAAACUGAAGAUAAAACAUUGUUUUGUUAUUGUCGUUGGGGCUGGAAGGAAAAGGAGCUUCCAGAUGGAUCCAUUUUGUAUGUGGGAGGUAUUACCCGUCAGGUUACUGUGAAGACGGGCAUUAAGUAUAAUGAUUUUGUGAACGUGGUUUUUGACCGAUUAGGCAUUGUUGAUACUUCAGAUAAGAUCUUGCAAUUUACUGCGAAGUUUGAUAAGUCUCGAUUGAUAGAUCUGAGAGACCAGAAAGAUGUCAAUGCUAUGUUACAAUUUAAUGAGGGUUCUAGUGAUGUUUAUGCGUCAAGCUUGAAUAAGGAGCCUUAUUCUAGACCGACAUCAGGUAGCGAGAAGAAUGUUGAACUUACUGUUGAUUCUGAUUCAAAACUGGAUACUACUGACGUACGCGAUGAUGAGAAUGAUUUGGCAAGCCCUCUGAAGAAGGCACGGUGUAUCCAGUCAGCUGGAGAUUCUGUUGAAAGGUUAAAUCAAAAUGGAGCGGCUCUUCCUGAGGGGGAUGUGCAGAACAACAAUUCCAAUAUUGGGAUUUUUAAUGAACAGGCUUCUAAACCGCCAUCAGGUGGUGGAGAAGUUAUUGUUAUUUCUGAUUCAGAACCAGAUCCAACUCCUGAUAUUAAUCACCUAGUUAACGAGCAGGCCUUUGUACCGCCAUCAGUUGGUACAUACUCCUAUGGAAUGCCAAAUGAACUUUACAAGUUCUCUCAUAGAAUUCCCUAUUUCAAAAUGAUUGGAAAUGAACGAAGGGGUGUACCAGCAGGAUCGUUUGAAACUGAUCCUUAUGCUCUCCCCCCACUCCCAACGACGUUUGGUGCCUCUUGGAGAGCUAAGGAAGACAGCAGGCGUGCAAACUUCAAGCCUGUAGAAAAUGUUCUGUCAGCAGUUCCCCCUGGAAGUAGAGAUCGGUCCAGGACAUCUGAACACGCGACAACAUCCCUGAACACCGGAAACUUGAAUGUUGUCCAUGCUGCUAACGGAAAGUUACCUACGCUCGCUGAUUUGGAACUGAAAUUAUGGCCUGGCGGGACUCAAAAAUGAUUUGGUCCUUAUCAAUUUGUUGCUUGAUGAUUGAGAUGGAACAUAGCUACAGGGAGGAUAAUGCACUAGCACAUGCAUCUUGAGUUUUUGGAAGUUGUUUACAUUAUUACAUAUUAUGAUACCCCUUCGCCUUUUGUAGUAUAGUCCCUAUGUUUUUGUAGUGUCUCCUAUCAUCUAUGUAAUAAUCCUUCUAACGGAAAAACGAUGAAUAUGAUAUGUAGCUUGAUAAAUGCUACUUCAUUUCAUGUA
This is a messenger RNA of Capsicum annuum, 2506 nucleotides long. RefSeq lists its product as uncharacterized. The record is from RefSeq and is a predicted model, not a curated record. The transcript is spliced from 2 exons. NCBI's taxonomy places the organism in Eukaryota, Viridiplantae, Streptophyta, Magnoliopsida, Solanales, Solanaceae. The coding region runs from base 1205 to 2257 and encodes 350 amino acids.